This is a messenger RNA of Mytilinidion resinicola, 2232 nucleotides long. RefSeq lists its product as uncharacterized. Gene Ontology annotation, cellular component: plasma membrane; SAM complex; eisosome filament. Gene Ontology annotation, biological process: eisosome assembly; endocytosis; negative regulation of protein kinase activity. The coding region runs from base 1 to 2232 and encodes 743 amino acids. NCBI's taxonomy places the organism in Eukaryota, Fungi, Ascomycota, Dothideomycetes, Mytilinidiales, Mytilinidiaceae. The record is from RefSeq and is a predicted model, not a curated record. The transcript is spliced from 8 exons. Gene Ontology annotation, molecular function: lipid binding.
AUGGUGGUUGAGCUCCACGUAUGGGGUCCGGCAUUCGGACUGCCUUCGAUAGAUGCAGAAUGCAAUGCCGCGAUCGCGUUUUUGAACCGCACUAUUGCGCGAACACAAUGGGUGCUGAUUGCUGCUCACGACACAUCACCGAGUCCAACCCAGAAUUUCCCUGCUCUCCGCGAUGAUACGACAUGGAUAGGUGGAUUCAAUCAAAUAGUUCAAUACCUCGGCCAGUAUCCCUCAGGAUCACAUAACUCGGAUUCAAUAUUCACGAGGGAACAGAAGGCCGACAGCUUAGCCUUUUCUACAUUCAUCGAAACUACCGGCCGACCUAUUAUUGAUCUCUCUCUAUACACUUCCUCCCAAAACUACUCCACCACAACCGCACCGGCGUACACUGCUAUAUUACCAUGGAAUCUAAAUUACACAAUACCGCCCGGACACCGAGAUGCAGCGAGAGCUCGAACAGCUCAUCUAGGUCUCUCCGGACUCGAUGUAGACUUGGAUCUGGACGGCCCUGAGCUUGGGACUACUCUAGGCGGGGAGUUUGAGGCAGCAAAAAAGGCAUCGGGCCUACCAUCGGACAGUCACGCAAAUCGCCCAAGCGUUUUAAAUCUCGGUCGACAAAAGGGCCUCCAAGGCCUUCUGAGCUCUCCGGUCUACGCAGCUCGAUUCAAGCUGGAUGCGCUUGCCAAUGAAUUCCUAGCACCGCUUUCGGACCUUCUGGGCAAGAAGCAAUACCUACUAAGAGACGAUGCGGCCUCAAGCUUAGACGACCUAGCGUUUGGGUACCUAGCACUGAUGCUCUAUUCCCCAGUUCCACAAACGUGGCUAAAAGAAGCUAUCGAGGGACGAUAUUCACGGCUGGAGAAGUAUAUCAGGCGCAUGCGCACGGCUCUUCUGGGCAGCGAUGAGGACGUGAGCCCGUCCGACGUAUCUGCCCUUGCUUCGUGUCCCAGAGAUGAUGGUGCGCUGAAAACCGCUCGCCGGGGGCUUGGACUGACAUUGCCCUGGUCUCCACCAAUGGCCACAUCGCUAGCUACAACCACAUACACAGUCGUGAGGGAUAUAGUCGGGAGCUUACCCGUGGUAUCGACAUUGAUACGCGACGACCCCGUCCGCCAGGAUCGGCAAUCCGAAGAUGUAGCCAUGAAGCCGAGCUCGGCAUUGCCAUCUCCGUUUAUUGUAAACACCUUCUUCGCGACAUACUCGAUGCGCCAGUCGCGCGCCCCGACGGCGUCGCAGAUCCAGAGCCCGCCGCCGCCUCCAUCCUCGACGAAGCAUGGCAGGUUCUUCGGCAGGGGCAAUAUCGGUCACACUUUCCGCGGAAAGGCUGCGGGUGCCUUUGGUCCCGACCUCGCCAAGAAGCUCUCACAAUUGGUCAAGAUGGAGAAGAACGUCAUGCGCAGCAUGGAGCUUGUCAGCAGGGAGCGAAUGGAGGUUGCACAACAACUCUCCAUCUGGGGCGAGGCAUGCGACGACGACGUCUCUGAUGUCACCGACAAGCUCGGUGUGCUUAUCUACGAAAUUGGCGAGCUCGAAGACCAGUUUGUCGACCGCUACGACCAGUACCGUGUGACCAUCAAGAGCAUCCGCAACAUUGAGGCUUCAGUCCAGCCUAGCCGCGACAGGAAACAGAAGAUCACCGACAACAUUGCACAGCUCAAGUACAAGGAGCCGAACUCCCCCAAAAUUGUCGUCCUCGAACAGGAGCUCGUCCGCGCUGAGGCCGAGUCGCUCGUCGCCGAGGCUCAGCUCUCCAAUAUCACCCGCGAGAAGCUCAAGGCUGCCUUCACCUACCAGUUCGAUGCUCUCAGUGAGCACUGCGAGAAGCUUGCCAUCAUUGCUGGCUACGGAAAGCACCUCCUUGAGUUGGUUGAUGAUACCCCCGUUACUCCCGGCGAGACCAGGCAAGCGUACGACGGAUACGAGGCUAGCAAGGCUAUCAUCCAAGACUGCGAAGAUGCCUUGACCAACUGGGUCUCCCAGAACGCCGCCGUCAGCAGCAAGCUCUCCGUCCGCUCCCGCACUCUCUCCCAGCGCCGUGCCGCCCGCCGCCAGCCCGGCGAAGGUGUCGACCUCUCCCACCAAGAUCAGUCGCUCGGCGACAGGGAGUCUGGCCUCUGGAUCCCCGCCUCCGAGCACCGUGGCAACGGCUACGAAGAAGACGAGGAGGAGGACGCGCCGUCCACGGUCGGCACUGAAACAAGAGGCCGUGAAGAGGAGCGAGUCGCCGCAUAA